Messenger RNA from Rotaria sp. Silwood2, 1401 nucleotides. The record is from the annotation of a GenBank genome assembly. NCBI's taxonomy places the organism in Eukaryota, Metazoa, Rotifera, Eurotatoria, Philodinida, Philodinidae.
AUGAAGAUUAUCAUACUACGAAAAGGUUAUUUGUUUGUUGUAUCUAUCGUAUUAACAACAUGUAUGAAUUCAACUAGUCAUAAUUUAACAAUGAAUUCUUUAUCAAAACAACAUAAGAUAAAAGAAAGUGAAUUUACUUCUUCGAAAACUGUCAAUACAAUAUCAUCUCAAAUUAGAUCUUGCUCAAAGUGGAUUCGUGCAGGUGAGACAAUUGUAGGAAACGAAUUGAAUACACAUAUCAAUGAUCUGGAAAGAAUUGCAAUUAUUGGAAUUGAUACGUUGUAUGUUGUUGAUAGUUACAAUGACAAAACUCGAUUACAAAUAUUUCCAAAUGGAUCUCUUGUUGGUCAUACAUUGUGGAAUGAAUUCGAGUCUAUCAUUCUAAUCGAUGAAAAUGCAACCAUUUACACAGCUUCUUACAAUGGAAAUAUUCAACGUUGGUUUAAAGAUGCAAGACAAGGAGAGAAAAUAAAUUGUCAAUGUAAUCAAUGCUCUCGUGUAUGGUUCGAUUCAGAAAAUCAAGAUUUUUAUAUUGUCGAACGUUUUCAUUCUCGUGUUAUUAAAUGUAAUAUCCACACGAAUAGAACGAUAAUUGUAGCUGGAAUAACAAAUAUUGAUGGAUCUUCGAAUCAAACACUUUCUUAUCCGUAUAGUUUAUAUGUCAACAAUGCGAAGGAUAUAUACAUUAGUGAUGUGAACAACCAUCGAAUACAGAAAUGGACACAAAAUGCAACAAAUGGCAUUACGAUUGCUGGACAGACAAGAAAAAAAGAUCAAUCGAAUGGUUCUCUUUAUCGACCAUACAACAUUAUAGGUGAUAACAAUGGUUUCAUUUACAUUGCUGAUAUGAUCAAUCAUAGAAUUGUUCGAUGGAAAGAAGGAGAGACACAAGGAGAAGUUCUUUGUGGUAUCUCAGCCGAAAUUGUGAAAGAUCGAUGGUCAUUUAUUCGUCAACAACUACAUGCAUCCAAAGUUCAACUUCAAAACAGUGUUCCUCUUGGUCUUGGCUAUAAUCCAUUAAAAGGCUCUCCUAUUUGUUACACCAACUUUUGUCAAAGAGAAGGUUUUGCUUUACCUAUUUUCAAGUUUAAGUAUUUUGUUCCAUCUAAAGGAACUUGUACCAAUCAUUCCACAUCAGAAAAUGUGAGAAUCAAUUGUAUAGCCUCGAAGAAUGUUAAUAUCGAAACACAAAUUAUUAAUACAUUACGUGAUCUAAAAGAACAUAUGUUGAAAACCGUCGAUUGUUCAACUGAUUUUAUACAAAAUUCAAGAUAUGUUAAUGUUUCUUUCUCUUAUGCUUACUCAAGAGAAAUACACUCAAUAAUUGAUAUGAUCAUGAAAUCGAACCAAGUAUGGAUGAGAGAUGUUGCCAAAGAACUCUUUUCAGUUCAAAUGAAAUGA